Messenger RNA from Penicillium crustosum, 705 nucleotides. RefSeq names its product bifunctional precorrin-2 dehydrogenase/sirohydrochlorin ferrochelatase MET8. The record is from RefSeq and is a predicted model, not a curated record. The transcript has 3 exons. Bases 1 to 705 code for a protein of 234 amino acids. Gene Ontology annotation, biological process: siroheme biosynthetic process. NCBI's taxonomy places the organism in Eukaryota, Fungi, Ascomycota, Eurotiomycetes, Eurotiales, Aspergillaceae. Gene Ontology annotation, molecular function: protoporphyrin ferrochelatase activity; precorrin-2 dehydrogenase activity.
AUGUCAAAGUUCCCAGAAGUACAAGGUGGAGGGUCAUUGAUCAUCGCUUGGCAAAUUAAAGACAAGCAUGUACUAGUCGUAGGUGGUGGAGAGGUUGCUGCUGGACGCAUCCUCCACGCCCUCAAUGCCGAUGCCCGAGUCACUGUGGUUUGUCCAGCCGCUGGACUAAACGAAGAAGUAGCCUUCAGGGUGGCAGAAAAGCAAGUCACACACGUUGAUCGAAACUUUGAGCCAUCCGAUCUCGAUAAUGUGGACAUGGUGCUCUGUGCUAUCGACGACCCGGAGGCUUCAACACAGGUGUGGAAACUCUGCAAGGAGAGGCGAAUUACUGCCAACAUCGCUGAUGUCCCGCCUGAAUGUGAUUUCUAUUUUGGGAGUGUUCACCGCGAUGGGCCAUUGCAGGUCAUGGUCAGCACAAAUGGGAACGGGCCCAAGCUGGCCAGUAUUGUGCGGAAAAAGAUCGCGGAGACUUUGCCAGCGAACAUGGGGGCAGCUAUUGAGAAUGUGGGAAAACUCCGGAAGAAGCUUCGGGUGGUUGCACCGAAUCCUGACCAAGGCCCCAAGAGAAUGAAAUGGAUGUCUGGUGUUUGCGAGACAUGGAGCCUCGAUGACCUUGUACAGAUGACCGAAAAGGACAUGGACAGUGUAUUAUCCUUUUAUGAGUCGGGUAAGAUCCCAACUUCAGAGGAAGUGCAAAAUAAGUAA